CGAUCUAGUUGUAAGGGUGCCAAUAGAAGGGCGUUGAAGGGUAUCCAUAUACCGAUGGAUGGAUUCGACUGCAGUGGUUACUACUAAUAAUAAUUCCAAUAAUGGACCCUUUCCGAAUCCUGCUUCCUCGGCCCUGGCCUGAAAAAGUAAAACAUGGCCUGGGAUGGCUCCCUUGCGAGAGGGUCUAUAAAAGGCGUUGUCCUCGAAGUGGACGAAAAUUUACUUUCUGGGAAUUUUAUACACAAGAACUAUUAUUCUUGAACACUCGUUAAUUCUAAUCCUGCUGUCGUUCGUUUUCUUCGAAGCUUUCAAAGUACAUUCGCUUCAUCAAUAAACACACUCAGUCACAAUGCGGUUCACCAUCACUUCCGUUGCUGCUUUUGCUGCCACUACUGCAGCCCUCUCCAUUACCUCUCCCGAAAAGCACGAUGAUGUCGACCUGAGCAAGUCGACCACUAUCGAGUGGAACUCGGUCAGCUCCGACCCGUCCUCGUUCGACAUCUACCUGGUCAACAUGAACGGCUACCCCAACGUCAACAAGCUGGUCGCGGAGAACGUCAAGACCUCGGACAACUCUUACACCUUGAAGGAUCUCGCUGGCAUUGACAACGGCUCCGGUUUCCAAGUCAACUUCAUGUCCAACGACGACAAGAGCACCGGCAUCCUGGCCCAGUCCGCUCAAUUCAACGUGGAGUCCAGCGACUCUGCCUCUACUACUGCCUCCUCGUCUUCGACCUCGACUUCUUCUUCAUCUUCCUCUUCUGCUUCGUCUGCCUCUUCUACCACCACCAAGGGUACCUCCACCGCUGCCAACUCUUCCUCGUCCGCCACCCCCUCGGAAACCAUUGUGCCCUCCAACGGUGCUGGCUCGCUUAAAGUCCCCGUUGCGGCCGCUGGCUCUCUCCUCAUGGGUCUGUACAUGGUGCUGUAAAUUGGUUUUGAUUCGGUGACUUGUUGGAUAUGACUACUCGGUUUGGUGUGUGAUGUGACGGAUUGUUCGAUUACCCUUUUCUAUUUGUGGAUUUGUUUUGAUCAUAUUUUCUCUUUGGCUAUGUGAUAUGAUUGAUAAUAGUGUAUAAAUGAAUUCAUUGUAUUUUCUGCAAGUCUUUCGCUUUUGGUGCCUGAAACGCCAAUCACCAUACA
This is a messenger RNA of Aspergillus glaucus CBS 516.65, 1143 nucleotides long. Its product is annotated as GPI anchored serine-threonine rich family protein. The coding region runs from base 350 to 931 and encodes 193 amino acids. The record is from RefSeq and is a predicted model, not a curated record. NCBI's taxonomy places the organism in Eukaryota, Fungi, Ascomycota, Eurotiomycetes, Eurotiales, Aspergillaceae. The transcript is spliced from 6 exons.